Messenger RNA from Medioppia subpectinata, 484 nucleotides. Lineage: Eukaryota; Metazoa; Arthropoda; Arachnida; Sarcoptiformes; Oppiidae. The record is from the annotation of a GenBank genome assembly.
UUAAGUCUAUAAAUUUAAUUAAAGUCUCAAUUAAACAACAAGCAGUCUAUCAGAGAAAAUGGCAAAAAGUCACUUGGUGAUCGUGAUGAUCGUGGCCAUUGUCUUAGUGGCCAUUCAGGUCAAUGAUGCGGAACCGGGAAGGUAUAUAUGGGAGGAGUUGGAGGACAGUUGGAAUGACCUGAAACGUGAUGCUAAAAAGGCAUUUAAGGACAUUUUCCACCGAGGUGAUUGCGCAUACAUCAAGGCUGACCUGGACAAUUAUAAUCGGUGUGCCAACCAGCACUACCCUGAUCAUCACAAAAAGUUACCCUUAUAUCGGCAACACUAUCGCAAAAACUCGAACACUGGCCAUAAACUAUGUUUCCAAGAGUUUCGCAAUGGGAUGACCAAGUUUACUGAUGGAUACGAUAAGUUUGACUCGUGCUUUCGCCAACACGUUCACCGUGAUCGUAUUGAAAAGUGUGCUCGUUACGUUUACGAAUGA